This is a messenger RNA of Synchiropus splendidus (mandarinfish), 1256 nucleotides long. It is a transcript of the gene spryd7b, whose product is annotated as SPRY domain containing 7b. The transcript has 5 exons. The record is from RefSeq and is a predicted model, not a curated record. Bases 36 to 626 code for a protein of 196 amino acids. Lineage: Eukaryota; Metazoa; Chordata; Actinopteri; Syngnathiformes; Callionymidae. Gene Ontology annotation, molecular function: protein binding.
UCGUUGGUUACCGGAAGUGUCCGAGUCUAGCGAGAAUGGCGGCGAUGUUUACGUGUUGUCUGAACUGCUGCGGAGAUGGCGGAUCAGGCCAUGUUCAGCUCAAAGAAAUGCCAACUGUGCAAUUAGACACUCACAACAUGGGUACAGACGUAGUCAUAGUGAAGAGUGGUAGAAGGAUAUGUGGCACCGGCGCUUGUCUGGCCAACGCUCCUCUGCAGCAGAACAAAAGCUACUUUGAGUUCAAGGUCCAGUCCACUGGUGUGUGGGGAGUGGGUGUGGCUACGCAGAAGGUGAAUCUUAACCAAGUGCCUUUGGGCAGAGACACCAACAGCCUUGUCCUGAGGCAUGAUGGGUCUGUGACUUACAAUAAUGAAGAGAAGAAUCGACUACCUGCGAACAAUCUUCCUCAGGAGGGGGAUGUAGUGGGUGUCACUUACGACCACGUGGAGCUGAAUUUAUAUCUGAACGGGAAGAACAUGCACUGUCCUGCCUCAGGGAUCCGAGGCACAGUAUAUCCUGUUGUUUAUGUGGACGACAGCGCCAUUAUCGACUGCCAGUUCAGCGACUUCUACCACACACCUCCGCCGGGAUACGAGAAGAUCCUCUUCGAGCAGCAGAUCUUCUGAAAUCUCCUCUGCUACCACACUAGAGUUGUUGUUCACUGACAAAAAGUGUUUUUGAUUUCCUCUUGUCGUCUCUUUCCAAUCGACGUCUAUACUGACAACGUUCUUUCCUGACUUUGCAUAUCACUUUACGUGGCAGGAUUAUAUGAUUCAGGAUCAGAAGCCAUCUUGACGGACCUGUUCAUGCACAUGAUCGCUCUUAAAAAUGUUCUAUUUAUACCUAUUUAUUUACUUCAAAUGUAGGAGCAUACAAGAUGGCCGACAUCUCCACUCAUUCUUCAAUUCAACAAUGUUGCCUUUGUGAGUAAAAUACACCUCAGUAAACAUUCAUCAGGAUGUUUUGUUGAGACCCUUCUGAUCAUAGAUUCAGUCCCAGUUCCGGGGCCAGUAUGCUGAUUUCAUAGUUAGCUCUAUUCAUUGAAGACUUUCCAACAUUUAUAUCUUGAACCGCGUGUCGUUACUAAUAUCACAUCAUCGAUUGUCCUCGCUCAAUCUCUCGUGUCGUUUUGAAAUCUGCUGCCGAAGUGAAACUCUGAAUGUUUCAGACGCUUGUCUUUGUUUGCACUACUUAUGUAUUGAAACCCAAAUACUGUUGAUUAAACUCUCUGCGUUUGAAUGCACCACCACCUUCGG